This is a messenger RNA of Somion occarium, 4684 nucleotides long. The record is from the annotation of a GenBank genome assembly. Lineage: Eukaryota; Fungi; Basidiomycota; Agaricomycetes; Polyporales; Cerrenaceae.
GUCCUUGAUCACCUUUACUGUGCAUACCCCUUGAAACCCGUCUAAGGCAACCAAGAAUAUCAUCUGGUCGCCGGCGAAUGAACAACCUCUUUCAUUUUGGGUCUGAUCAUAUUGUCAUCACAGUAGAAUUCACCCCGGUUGACAGAUAUAUUCCGAAUUAGAUUGGACAAGAUUGGAUCAGUCUUCACUCCGUGUCGGCUCUUCAACAUGUGAAGAAGCCGCAUAUGUUCCUGGCUGGGUCGGCGGCACUACAUCGGAUCCAUUGGCCAUGUUCCCCGAUCCAGAGCUCUAUUGUUAUUAUUAUAUUACACGGUUGACUAAAAGAAUUUGUGCGAUGAUGCAUUCGUAUCCAUCACAUCAGUUACAGUACAAGGCCAAAAUAGGCCAUUUGCCUAUCUUCAGGGAUCUCUAAAGGCCUGAGAGUCCGUUGGCCUCCUUGCGACUCAUUGGAAUCCGACGGUGAUUCCAACCACGCAAAACAAGCGCCUACUAACAUCUAUGGGCGCUCAUUGUAGAAGGUGUGGUUGUCCCAACUUCUUACAAUCUCUCGCUUCUCAUCUGUCUCACGUAUGACGCGUGCCUCCUCCAUUUCUAUAAAGGCUCUAAGAAUUAGGGCCUGUCCGUUAACAAAAGAUGUCCCUGAAUGGUCCGAUAAUUCAUCGCGUUCGAAGCGUAGCCGAUUGGCCUUCUCAGGUCCGACAAUUGGCUCGUGGCCUUCAUCGUCCUCUACCCCGCUUCGCCACAGAUUCACACAACCCACAUGUCUCUUUUUUGGCUCGGGAUGCUCUUCUUGAAUUGCAAUCCGAACCGUCACUCCUUCCCGAAAAGUAUACUUGCUCCUCGGAGGAGUUUGCAGGUAGAAUGGACCUUAGCGGUGUUUUAGACACCGUUCUGACGAUUGUCUCCUUGAUGCGGGACCUUAUCCCGGAUGAGAUGGAACCUGUCUACACUCAUCCCCUUUUGUAUACUCUUGUGCACGAGUUGUUGCAUGCUCAUCAAUUGGACUUGUUGCGUACCUCCGCCUAUGAAUCUUUCAUUCUUCCUCGUAUCAGAACUGAAGGAAUGGAAGCUUCGGAGGCUGACUUCGUAGGCUCUUCUAUCAUCCUUGCGUCCUACGUGAUGUCAGCACGGCACAUUUCUGCCCUGAGAGGAGGCGAAUGCAAUAGUGUUUCCGGGUCGAUAGCGGACAAGAGUACUUAUCAUAGCGCCGAAAAGGAAGGUAUCGCGAAAGACUUGCGUUACCAGAAGAGUGGCGCACCCGCUGUCCAGGAUAUGGACCCUAGCUUAUCUGAUCGGCGUGCAAUUGUCAGGGCCAACUUCAGCGAUCGGGACUCCGAAAUGGAUGUCGACGAGGAAUCUGAAGUACAAGAAUUAUUUUCUGCGGGAGACACCAAAUUAAGCGAGAUUACGGAAUAUCGUCAGCCAGAUGAAGUCAACCUGCCCUUGGAUGCCCACGUUGUUCAGGGUGAAGGCCCAAGAUAUUAUGCUGCCCUUCCGCUACUCUUGCUCGCGGAUCACGACAACAUUUCUGCGCUUAUGACCAGCGUCCUAUUCCAAAGAUACAUGUGGGGUAUCGAGGCGACUCCGGUUGUUGGCAUUUGUGUCUCCCAUUCAGGAAUGAUGUGCCAGGUAGUCCUGGGUUGGAUUGCUAAGGAGAAUGCUUCAGACAAUAGUACUCAGAUUGUCCCGCAUCUUGCUAUCCCCGAGGACGAUAUCCUACCGUCACCUUCGAUGGGAUUAUAUGAUUUAACCGACCCUCGCUCUGCAUGUGCUUUCGCUCAAUUUUUACUUGGCCUGAGGCAUCAUUUCGAAACCGUAAUAUCAACGGCUUCCAAACUUUCUUUUCAGAUGCUAUGUUGGCGAUCUGACCAUGGAAAUACGUGUCCCGAUAGGGUAUCAAGCGGUGAAGAUCUUAGAAGCGGAAUAGAGCGUUGGCUACAGAGUGACACUGCCUUGGCUGAUGUAGAGCUCAAUAUUGCGCAACCUAUUGACAACAACAAUCACACCUGUAGUACUGCUCCCACCCACCUCAUCAUGGCUCCUAAACGUUCAGAGACUCAACCUCCCAAGGCCCCUGGAAGCCGAGCUGGCAGUCGAGCUGGCAGUCGAGCUGGCAGUCGCGCUGGCAGUCGCGCUGGUAGUCGCGCUCCAAGCAGGUCCUCCAACCGACCUGAAAGCCGGCUAGGCUCACGGCCCGCUAGUGCUACUCCAAGUGAUGUAGGACGUCCGUCCUCCCAGCUCGGGCUGCGAAGUGAAGCUGGAGAAUCACAGUCUGCAGCAGGAUCCAAAAGAUCACACAAAUCCAGUGCUGAGGUCGCGCGAACAAACAAUACACCAUGGAAUAGUUCCAGAUUGUCGCACGCGACGUGGGCACUAGAUCGUUGGGCAUUCACUGUUCCCAGGAUCCCGGCAUUGGCCAACUCGGUGACGUCCCCAUAUAUGAAGCUUAUCGAGGAAAUGUCAGAGGACUAUGCUAAGCUCGUCAAACCUAUUGCAUUCGAAGGCGUAUGGGGUACCGACGAGAAGUACAAACACAUCCGAGCUGAUCGUGUUGUAGAACAUGUGUUGCAGUUUUUCCUCGACAAUCUUUCUGGACGAACUGUGACGGAACAUCCGACACCGGACGACGACGCAAAUGCUUCUCCCAUGAGGCAGCCUAAACCAGCACCUGCGGAAAGUCAGAAGCCCAAAGAUAAAUCAAACGUUCCCAGUAUUCAGGCGAAGGAGGAACCUCUCCGUCCCCGAAAGCAAUUCGACGACGAAGAUAAGGAGUUUGAGAGUGAUCAUGAGGCUCUAGAAAUUAUCGAAGAAAGGAUUUCGACCUUGAUGCAUGUGCUGGACACAGCGCUUGACAUGUGCAUUGAUGCUACGGAGUUCCGUCGCCCGAUUUAUGAAGCUGAGGCUCGAAUCCUCUGGGAUUUGCUUCUUCGUCUGUUUCAUGUUCAGAAGGGUGAGACGCAUUCCCAUGCAUAUUUACCGGAAAGGAAGCUAGCCUACCCCAGGAACGCUGCUUUGGACACUGUCUUGCAGUCGAAAGAAGAUUUCGGUGCCAUGAUUCGCGCGAUCCGAGAGCACUCACGCGUGCUCUCAGAUCUCACAUAUAGGCUCAAUUUCCUUGAUGUAAUUGAUGGCGUUACGUGGAAUGAACUUUUGAACCUGAGAAACAGGUUCACCGCCAUUUCUGAUCAGGGACAAGCCCUUCCCCCGUUUAAUGGCAAAGACAUGACCACGGCAAUCGAUAUAAUUGCUGACCGCGCUUUCAAGGAACCGCUGAUUGGGAUCUGUGAUGCUAUGUUCGCGUUCCGACAUCAAGGACCGAUGAACGCAUAUCUCGAAGCUCUCACCGGCAACAAUAUAGAGCAGGAAGAUGUCAAGCAGCACCUCUACCGUUCCCAACUCGUCCAGAUGUCAGACGAGGCCCGGAAGUCUGUUGCUCCUAUAGAGGCUCAGGAGUCUUUGGCACCCACUUUGAAACAGCGGCUGAUAGUAGACAUGUCGCAAGCAGCACUACAUCGCCAGGUUCAGAGAAUCCGAAAAGAGGAUAGAGUGGAAGAUACCAGCAAUAGUGGAAUUGAAGCAGGAGCGAUUGAAUCUAGCUCUGCGACCGUUGACCACGUUGACGACUUGGCGGAAGAACUUAGCGAUAUGAUGCUCCCCCUUUUCGUCGUGGAGAACAAAAGGGACCGCGUCAAUACUACUCCCUUUCAGGCAUUGAAUCAAUGCCGCCAGUAUUGCAUUGCGGCUGUCUGUUUUCUGGAGGCCGUAGGAAUCAGUACCAAAGAUUAUCCAGUAUUUGGUCUGUACACUAUCGGUUGGAAGGGAUACCUCAUCAUGGCUCGCCAGGUAGAGAUAUCUGAGACCAACAAGCCCAUCUUUGUCAUGGAUCGCGUACCAGAGAAAUUCGACCUUACAAUCCCUACCGAUCUGCUCGAUUUCUGUGUUGUUUUGAUUCGACUUCGUCGCAAUCAGGAGAAACUAAAGAAUGCAUUGGAUUCCAAGGGGCUUUCGCUGGACUUUGAGAGAUUUCGUGACUGGACUAUCAAAGCUCAGAAAGAAAGUGACUCGGCAGACCUGGCCAAUGCAUUUGAAGCGGCUGAAGAAAGAUCCAAAGCUAAGAAGGAGACCGCUAAAACUGGAGACAAGGAACAUGACCAGGAAGACCAGAAGAAUGACGGGGUGGAGGAGGAACAAGACGCCAUAUGACGGCUUCAAACUGAGGAGGCAAAUGAUACCCAAGGAUCCCACCUACAUCCCAAUGGAGACAGCAGGCGAUAAUGUAUCGUUUAACAUGGAGCGCAGCCCUCGGGACAAUAAAUUGGAAAGAAAAAGAAAAAGAAAACAGGCGGUAACGGCAACUUCUCUUAUGCUAACAGUUCGAUGAUUUUGAUUACUUGAGACUUCGUUCACUCGAGUUUCUUCUUGAUGAUUCAUUACUACCAAGGGAUUGACUUCUUGGAAUAUGUAACAGAUUGUAACCCCGACUGAAUAAACUUGACUUCUUGUACGCACAUAUGCAAUCACUUACAACCGAGUAGAGGGUCACUACUUAGAAGGUUCUGUUAUGUCGCCAGCAAAGUGCCCACAGCCCACUCGUAAACGCCUAAGAAUACAGCCCCUCCUGCUGAUAUCCAUAAUGUCCGAGGAACAACGCCAGCAAAUAGGGCUUUAACACCCUCAGUAACAU